Messenger RNA from Microcebus murinus (gray mouse lemur), 2233 nucleotides. RefSeq names its product distal-less homeobox 6 (gene DLX6). Lineage: Eukaryota; Metazoa; Chordata; Mammalia; Primates; Cheirogaleidae. Gene Ontology annotation, molecular function: RNA polymerase II cis-regulatory region sequence-specific DNA binding; DNA-binding transcription factor activity, RNA polymerase II-specific. Gene Ontology annotation, biological process: embryo development; cell differentiation; regulation of transcription by RNA polymerase II. The record is from RefSeq and is a predicted model, not a curated record.
CAUUACAGUAGCUUCUGUUUUCAAUAGGAAAAAAUGCAUUACUGUCAGUCCUCCAACGAUUCGUUUUCAGAACAGGCUGCUGCGUUCCGGGGUAAAAAAGAAAAAGACGCCCCCCCCACCUCCUUCUGGUCCAAUAUAUAGGAAAUAUGGCCUGAAACGGCAGGAACCUCGGCAGAACAGGGUCGGAUUUUUCUUUUUCUUUAUCACCCCUCCAUGGGGUGGAGCCCAGGUGUGUGUGGGGGGCCGGGGGGUUCUUCCCUCUGUGAUUUCAAUAAAGUACGUCUAGAAAAAUCCAUGGUGACAGGGAGCUCUCUCGGGAGUGUAGUGGGACUGGGGUGGGAGGGAAGGUCAAGAGGGGGGGACCUGGAUUUAAAUGCAGGGGACACCGCUUCUGAGCACAAGCAGCCUGCAAGGGUGCAAGGGACUGAGGGAGAGCAGCCCCCCAGGCAGGCUGUUCCAGAGCUGAGACACUGGGAACUGGGACUCCGGGAUUUGGGGCACAAGCUGCAGCGGGAAGCGUGGCGGCCGGCCGGUCGGAGGCGCCUCCCUCCCCGGCGGCCCCGGGCACCGCGCGGCGCGGCCCCCGGCUGCAGCUCUGGGCUGGGAUUGGAGUUGCGGAAGGUAGGCGAAGAACUCCGCGAGCGGCGCACACGCCAGUAGAAGCCGUGCGCCUGUGACGUCAGGGGGCGACUGACCAAUGGGGAGGCGCUGCCCUUUGGAGACAAACCAUUCGACUCGUGGCGUCUGCAUCAAGUCUGAAAGCAGACGCGCAACUUUCGCAGAAUCCACCUUAAAAUCUCUGCCUUAAACUGCACCAGCCCCCAAAAAAUCCAAGGGGGGAAAGCGGGGGGGAGAGAGCAGAUUCCCCCCUCCCCCUCUCCUCUCCCAUCCCUCCCCCUUCCUCCUCCCUUUGAGUUAACAAGGCCCCGCUCACUAUAUCUCUUUAUAUUAAAAAUAUAUAUAUUAGAGAAGAGCGAGGGAGAGGGAGAACCACCUCCGCCCCCUCUUUUAAAAAUUAAAAAAAAAAUUUUUUUUUGCAAGGAUCCAAAGAGCUAAGGUGGCUGCAGAGGGGAGAGCGGCUCGAGCCAAGUGGGGGAGGGUGGAGGAAACCCGGGAGAAGGCUUUCUCCAGCCCCCAAAGUUUUGAUGAUGACCAUGACUACGAUGGCUGACGGCUUGGAAGGCCAGGACUCGUCCAAAUCCGCCUUCAUGGAGUUCGGGCAGCAGCAACAGCAGCAACAGCAGCAGCAGCAGCAGCAGCAGCAGCCGCCGCCGCCGCCGCCGCCGCCGCCGCAGCCGCACUCGCAGCAGAGCUCCCCGGCCAUGGCAGGCGCGCACUACCCUCUGCACUGCCUGCACUCCGCGGCGGCGGCGGCGGCGGCCGGCUCGCACCACCACCACCACCACCAGCACCACCACCACGGCUCGCCCUACGCGUCGGGCGGAGGCAACUCCUACAACCACCGCUCGCUCGCCGCCUACCCCUACAUGAGCCACUCGCAGCACAGCCCUUACCUCCAGUCCUACCACAACAGCAGCGCGGCCGCCCAGACGCGAGGGGACGACACAGAUCAACAAAAAACUACAGUGAUUGAAAACGGGGAAAUCAGGUUCAAUGGAAAAGGGAAAAAGAUUCGGAAGCCUCGGACCAUUUAUUCCAGCCUGCAGCUCCAGGCUUUAAACCAUCGCUUUCAGCAGACUCAAUACCUGGCCCUUCCCGAGAGAGCCGAACUGGCAGCUUCCUUAGGACUGACACAAACACAGGUGAAGAUAUGGUUUCAGAACAAACGCUCUAAGUUUAAGAAACUGCUGAAGCAGGGCAGUAACCCUCAUGAGAGUGACCCCCUCCCAGGCUCCGCAGCCCUGUCGCCUCGCUCCCCGGCGCUGCCUCCAGUGUGGGACGUUUCCGCCUCAGCCAAGGGCGUCAGUAUGCCCCCCAACAGCUACAUGCCUGGCUAUUCGCACUGGUACUCCUCUCCACACCAGGACACGAUGCAGAGACCACAGAUGAUGUGAGUUGUCCAAGGGAACACCCUAGGGAAACGUCUGAAUAGGCAAGAAGGAUCUGGGACCUGCUUGCAUCUGCCAAACCGAGCCGGAGGAGCAGGCUCGAGAGAACUCGUAUGUGUGGCUAGAAGCCGGCGGGGUACUCGUUUCUCCCCCCCUUUCUCUCUGUCUUCCCUCCCCUGCCCUUGCCCUCUCUCCCUCCAUUCUUUUCACCCCUUCUUCCCUCU